AAGUCACAACAUCUGCUUGUUGCAUUAAUUUUCGUUUGUGAUUGAGCAAAAAAUAUAUAACUUCCUAUUUUCAAAUCGUAUUCCGAAAUUUACAAACGGGUGUGUUAACUCGCUUUAAGCUUAACAUUAGAGUUUGGUGUAGGGGCUCACAAGCAGUUGAAUAAUGGAUACGGGGAAAAAAGUGGGGGAUUUGUUCGGGCGACUCGGUAAGGUUCCCGGCCGCGGUGUGGGGAUUGGAUUGCAGUUGUUGGUGGGAGCCGGUGGUCUGGCCUACGGAGUAUCCCAGUCCAUGUAUACAGUUGAGGGUGGUCAUCGCGCCAUCAUCUUCAGUCGACUGGGUGGUGUGCAGAACGAAGUGUACGCCGAAGGACUCCACUUCAGAAUUCCUUGGUUCCAUUAUCCGAUUAUCUAUGACAUCCGUUCCCGACCCCGGUCCAUCUCCUCCCCAACGGGAAGCAAAGAUCUUCAGAUGGUUAACAUCAGUCUCCGUGUUCUCGCCCGUCCCGAUGCCGUGGCGCUGCCGCGUAUUUAUCGCCAACUGGGCACCGAUUAUGAUGAGCGAGUUCUGCCUUCCAUCUGUAAUGAGGUCCUGAAAUCGGUGGUGGCCAAAUUCAACGCAUCCCAGCUGAUCACCCAGCGUUCUCAGGUUUCGCUAUUGGUUCGCAAGGAACUUACUGAACGAGCACGUGAUUUCAACAUAAUCCUGGACGAUGUGGCCAUUACGGAGUUGAGCUUCGGCAAAGAGUACACCGCUGCCGUUGAAUCUAAACAGGUUGCUCAACAAGAGGCACAACGGGCCCAGUUUUUGGUCGAGAAAGCCAAACAGGAGCGCCAGCAGAAGAUCGUCCAAGCGGAAGGAGAAGCUCAAGCAGCACUAUUGUUAGGAGAUGCUGUGACGAAAAAUCCAGGUUAUUUGAAGCUGAGGAAAAUCCGUGCUGCGCAAAGCAUCGCGAGAACGAUCGCACAGUCUAAUAAUCGUGCCUAUUUGGAUGCCAAUACCUUGAUGUUGAACCUUACUGAUCUGGGUUAUGAUCAAGGAGCAACAAGGGCCGGGACGAGCAAGAAAUAACUUAUUUCCGGUUGUUAUGUUGCGACACUGCAAUCGCAGGUGGUGUGGUUGUAUUUGUUUUGCUUUUACUUUUUCUUAUAUUGUAUUUGCGGGAGGCCCUAACAUGAUUGGAUUUUUAAUUACUUAAUAGUUUGGCUAAUUGACAUCUACGUGACAAAUCUUGUUGCAGAUGAUACGCGUAUUAAAAUUAAUUUUACUGG
Molecule: messenger RNA, 1269 nt
Organism: Paramacrobiotus metropolitanus
Lineage: Eukaryota; Metazoa; Tardigrada; Eutardigrada; Parachela; Macrobiotidae
Product: prohibitin-2-like
Exons: 8
Coding region: 164-1069 (301 amino acids)
Biological process (GO): mitochondrion organization
Cellular component (GO): membrane; mitochondrion
Source: RefSeq, a predicted model, not a curated record